Messenger RNA from Cutaneotrichosporon cavernicola, 3960 nucleotides. RefSeq lists its product as uncharacterized. The record is from RefSeq and is a predicted model, not a curated record. Lineage: Eukaryota; Fungi; Basidiomycota; Tremellomycetes; Trichosporonales; Trichosporonaceae. Bases 1 to 3960 code for a protein of 1319 amino acids. The transcript is spliced from 2 exons.
AUGGCGUCAGUAACGCCAGACUUCGGGACGCAGCUCGCCAAUGUGCGGCGACUGACGUCUUCCGCCCAAGCGCACCAAGCCAAGCCAGCGCAGCUCCUCACCGCGAUCGAGGCCACCAUUUCAUCCACGCUCCCCGGCUCAAGCCUCCCCCACUCCUCCACUGCAUACUUCACCGCGCUCCUUCAGUGCCUCGAGAAGGCGUGCGCGGAUGAGAUCCUCCCUGGAGAGACGGGCGAGGAGAUGGCCGAGACGGAGAACAUGAGCAGCGGCGCGUUGAUUCCCGCAACGCUCUACCUCCUUGCAAUUGUGGUGCCGGAGACACCAGCUCAGGUGGUGCUCUCCAAGCUCUCCCCGCUCCUGGAGUCCCUCCUCCCGCUGUACCCCACAGCGCUUGAACACCCUCCUCCCCUCCGCUCCCUCAUCCAAAUCUGCACCAGCGCCAUCCUCUUCGCGACGCCGGGUUUAAUGGGCUCAUCUCCGCUCCUCAAGCGUGCAUGGAACUACCUCCUCGAGCUCAACCUCGACCCGCGCCCCAAGGUCCGGCAUCUGGCGCAGGAGGGUGUCCGCAAGAUCCUCAUCACCCCCGUGCCUCCCCGCGUCACGCCUGGCGCCCACCCUUACCUGCCCCGCGCACGCGACUGGGUCACCAAUGUGCUGGAAGAGGACAUCCGCUCAGGUGGCUCGAGCAAGCCAACUUUCAAGGGCAAGAAGACGCGGUUCGCCGACUCGGAGGACUCGGAGGGGAAGAAGGCGAUCUGGGUCGUGCAAGGAUUGCGAGGUUGGGUGGCUGUAUGGGGCGACGAUGAGCUCAGCAAGCUCUGCGGUCUCCUCCUCGCACUCCCUCCCCACCCCCACCUCACCACGCAGGUGUACUCGCUCCUUGCCCACCUCCUGUCGCCUCCUCCUGCAGACCAGCACGCUGCCAAGCCCGCUGUCAUGACCAACCUGCCCAAGAUCGUUGACUCGCUCCUCCAGUCGCCACCUGAGCUCGGCUCGUCAGACAUGACGUCGUACUUGUCGGCGCUGAGCUCUGCCCUCAUUAAGAUGGUGCUCCAGGACCCCGCAAACCUCGGGGCGUACCUCCCCAAGGCUUUCAACCUCAUCUUCAACGAAACCCUCCUGGCGCCCUCCACAUCGGCAACCGUCUGCGCUGCCGCGGCAGAUGCCGUCGCGAACGGCAUUGUGAGGUACUGCAUCACGGAUGACGGUAUCGUCGCCGCGAUCGACUUCAUGCGCCGCGGUUCGCACAUGCCCGGCGCCCGCAAGAAGCAGAAGACGCCGUUCCUCACUCGCCUGCUUGCGGCGCUCACCGAGGCCCUCGACUCGCACGCUAUCCGCAUCGAGUACCUUCUCACCAUCCUCGCCGCACUCAUCUCGCGUUUGCGUCUCCGUAUUGCGCCGGGCGAGGCGAAGAUUGACCCUGCGGGGUGCGCCCAGACUGCCGCUGAGGAGCUCCUCCUCCCCCUUAUCCAGGACGUGGGAGACCUCCGCAGUCAGCAGGGCUUCGACCACAAGAACAAGGUCGACGACGUGCUCGGCAUGGCCAUCGAGGUUAUCGGUGUGGAGGGCGUGCUUAAGGCGCUCCCACUCAACAUCGAGCCGGAUGCCUCAGGCCGUCCGCCUCAGCCUGGCCGUGCCCACCUCCUGCCCCUCAUCCGCGCGCGCACGACCAACGACUCGCUUGCGUACUUCGCCGAGUACUUCCGCCCAUUGUCCGAGCGCAUCUUCGAGCGCAAGGUCAAGGCUGAGGACGCUGGCAAGGACACCGAGGCCAAGGUCUGGGAGACCAUUGUUAGCCAGAUCUGGGCAUGCCUCCCCGGCUUUUGCGACAUGCCUCGCGACCUCAAGGACGGCCUCACCAGCCAGUUCCUCAGCCUCAUCACUAACCUCCUCUACUCCCAACCGCUCCUUCUCUCGCCACUGCUCCGCUCAUUGACCGCGCUCGUCACCUCAACCGAGCGUCUGCUUGGCUCGACAACUGACCCAUCUGAGCUGCGCAAGCAGUUCGGUGUCGACCAGGAGCGUGCGAAGGAGGACCUUGUUGCGCUCAAGGCCCUGGCCAAGGACAUGGUCGGUGUGCUCCUCAACGUCUUCAGCUCCACUCCUCGCGAGCAGCGCGGCAUGGUCGGCGACGUCAUCGCCGCGUGGGUCCGCAUCAUGGACUCUUCGGACAUCGUUGAGACGUACAACACAGUCACCAAGCACCUCGGAGAGAAUCUCGGGUCAUCCAAGAUCCCUGGUCCCGGCGCAUCGCCUAUCUCGCACACUAUGAUGGACCUGCUCAUCAUCUUCGUUCCGAGCCUUGCUCCGGCUCAAUCAGUGGCCCUGUUCGAUGCGACGUCCACUCAGGCUCUGCUGCUUCACUCGGAUGCGACGGUCCAGAAGAAGGCGUAUCGUCUCCUCACCCGUCUCAUCGAAGCCGGCAAGCUCGGCGUCGCUGUCAACGGCGACAACCUCGAGCUCCUCGUCCAGAAGCUCAAUGAGGUCGCGACUGGUGUUGGCGCCGGUGCCCAGCGCGACCGCCUCCAGCUUCUCGGCACGGUUGUCGAGGCGCUUCCCACAGACCGCCUCCACCUCAUCCCCGAGCUGCUCUCCGAGGCUGUCCUUGGCACGAAGGAGACUAACGAGAAGGCCCGUGACGCCGGUUACGACCUACUCGUCCUCAUGGCGCACAAGAUGUCCAAGGGUGGCGAGGUCAAGCAGCAUGUCCCUGUCGACGAGGACAGCGAGGAGAUGGAGGAGAACACGGUCGCUGCCAACGUCCAGGAGUACAUUACCAUGGUGGCUGCUGGUCUCACUGCCGACACUCCGCACAUGAUCUCGGCCAGUAUCAACGCGCUGUCGCGUCUCCUCUUCGAGUUCAAGGACGACGUCUCUAACGAUCUCAUCUCGGAGCUCGUCGCCACCAUUGUCGUUUUCGUCGGUUCCAAGAACCGUGAGAUCGUCAAGUCGGCGCUCGGCUUUGUCAAGGUCGCUGUCGUUGCGUUGCCUAUUAACACCGUCGAGCCCCACCUGGACGCGCUCGUCCCCGCUCUCCUUGGCUGGGUCCACGACCACAAGAACCACUUCAAGUCGAAGACGGUCCACAUCUUCGAGCGCAUGAUCCGGAAGUUUGGCUACGACGUGGUGUACAAGAACGCACCCGCAGGUGGUGAGCGCAAGGUGCUGGAGAAUAUCAAGCGGCGCAAGGACCGUGCCAAGCGCAAGAAGGCUGCGGCUGAGAAUGGCGACGACGACGACGAGGGCAAGCCCAAGCAGUCGUCAGGAAACGCGUUCGAUGACAUCCUCUACAACUCGGACUCGGACCUCGAGUCGGAUGGCGAGGAGGAGGCGCGGCCAAUCAAGCCGCUCUCGAAGCGCCAGCGCAAGGCUGCCGCUGCCGCUGCAGCCGCUGGCCAGACUUUCAUCCGCAACGAGGGUGACGAACCGAUGGACUUGCUCUCGCGAUCGAUCGCGGGUGGAGUCACCAGUGCCGACCCGUCCGCCGCGUCCCGCAAGCGCAAGCCAGGGCAGGAUGCCGCACACUUCAAGACGGACCGCUCGGGCAAGCUUGUUAUCGAGGAGUCUGGCGACGAGGACGAGGGGAUGGACAUGAAGCGUGGGGCUGGCGAGGGCACCGCGUACAUGGCGGCGAUGCGGAGCGUCGACGGCGCGACUCGCGAUGCUCGCGGCGGCCUCAAGUUCAACAAGAACACAAAGAGGGCCCGCGAGGCCGAGCGGGAGGACGAGGCGAUGAUGGACCUCGACGAGCUGAUCGGCGACAAGAAGCCGAAGAAGGCCAAGAAGAGGGCUGUCAAGCUCGGCGAGGAGUUCCGCUCCAAGCGCGGCAAGGGAGACGUCAAGCGCAGCGACGGGCCCGACCCGUUCUCGUACGUCCCUAUCGGGCAGGCGGCGCAGCGUAAGGACAGGGUUGGACACCGCGUCAACCUCACCAACAAGAAGAAGGGGUCUCGCGCGUAG